Dunckerocampus dactyliophorus (ringed pipefish) is the source of this 1063-nucleotide messenger RNA. RefSeq names its product ribosomal protein SA (gene rpsa). The transcript is spliced from 8 exons. Gene Ontology annotation, cellular component: ribosome; cytosolic small ribosomal subunit; 90S preribosome. The record is from RefSeq and is a predicted model, not a curated record. NCBI's taxonomy places the organism in Eukaryota, Metazoa, Chordata, Actinopteri, Syngnathiformes, Syngnathidae. Gene Ontology annotation, biological process: cytoplasmic translation; ribosomal small subunit assembly. The coding region runs from base 112 to 1026 and encodes 304 amino acids. Gene Ontology annotation, molecular function: laminin receptor activity; structural constituent of ribosome.
UAUAUAUGACGUCAUUUCCUUGAGCGGCCUCUUUUCACCGUGCGGUCAGAACUUCCAUACGGCGUUGUUUCGUGCUCUCCCGUCUCUCGUAACGCAGGGAAAGCGGUCACGAUGUCCGGAGGUCUGGAUGUCCUUCAAAUGAAGGAGGAGGAUGUGCUGAAGUUCCUGGCUGCAGGAACCCAUCUGGGAGGCACCAACUUGGACUUCCAGAUGGAGCAGUAUGUCUACAAGAGAAAAAGCGACGGUGUGUACAUCAUUAACCUGAAGAAAACCUGGGAGAAGCUGCUGCUGGCUGCCAGGGCCAUAGUUGCCAUUGAAAACCCAGCUGAUGUUUGUGUCAUCUCCUCCAGGAACACAGGACAGAGAGCAGUGUUGAAGUUUGCCUCUGCCACCGGUUCUACCACCUUCCAUGGUCGUUUCACCCCUGGUACAUUCACCAAUCAAAUCCAAGCUGCUUUCAGAGAGCCCCGCCUCCUGAUUGUGACAGACCCUCGUGCUGAUCACCAGCCCCUUACAGAGGCCUCUUAUGUGAACAUCCCCACAAUUGCAUUGUGCAACACUGAUUCUCCACUUCGAUAUGUGGACAUUGCCAUCCCCUGUAACAACAAGGGUCACCACUCUGUGGGUCUGAUGUGGUGGAUGUUGGCACGUGAGGUUCUUAGAAUGAGAGGCACCAUUUCCAGAGAACACCCCUGGGAAGUCAUGCCUGAUCUGUACUUCUACAGAGAUCCUGAAGAGAUCGAGAAAGAGGAGCAGGCUGCUGCUGAGAAGGCUGUUGGAAAGGAGGAGUUCCAGGGUGAAUGGACUGCCCCUGCAGCUGAGUUUGCCCAGCCUGAGGUUGCUGAUUGGUCUGAGGGUGUUGCUGUGCCAUCUGUGCCCAUUCAGCAGUUCCCUGCAGGCACUCCAGCUGUGAAGCCUGAGGUCUACUCUGAGGACUGGAGCAAUCAGCCUGCCACUGAGGACUGGUCCACUGCUCCCACUGCUCAGGCCUCUGACUGGGGUGGUGCCACUUCUGACUGGUCUUAAAGUGCUAACUGGCAUAAAAUAAAGUUUCACAACAUUU